This is a messenger RNA of Seminavis robusta, 1863 nucleotides long. Lineage: Eukaryota; Bacillariophyta; Bacillariophyceae; Naviculales; Naviculaceae. The record is from the annotation of a GenBank genome assembly.
AUGAUGAAGCUACGACGGACACCCGUCACAACUUGGCUUGUAGUACUAGUGCUGGUAGUUGUGUGGGUCAGUGACCCGAAAUGUCAUGUCCAAGCCAACAACACCAAAAGAACAACGCGGAAAGUGCUGCCAUUAGAUCAUCACGUUGGCAGAAAUUUGGCCAACGAAAAUGAUGAUGAUGUUCAGACUAAGAGUACUCAACAACAACGACAACGAUAUCUACAAGCAUUCCCCAAGUCCAAUCAAGGAGUGACAUACGACAGUAAAGACCCUUCCACGCACCACCGUCAAGGUGCUACCAGUGGUGGCAGUGCAGGUGGUGGAAAUAGUGGUGGUGGUGGCGCUACUAGCUUUGCCGGGGGCAGUGGCGACGGCGGGUUUAUUGGAGAUGGAAUGAACAUUAUCCGUGGAAGAGCUGGAUCUGGAUCAUCUGCAUCCUCCGUCGAUCAUACCAAUCGUCAAGGACAUUCCUUUUAUGCCUCUGGAUCGGUCGAUCAACGCCCUGCACCCACACCGGCGAAACAAAAACCCGGACCUGCCACUCCCCAUUACAAAUCUAUUACAGAACCCAAAACACAUCGACCGUCCUAUUCCCCCGUCUACUACCCAGAUAAUGGUGGUGGUGGUGGUGGUCAUAAGAGGUCGUCCAGCAGGAGCAAGAGCAAAAGUAAAAGCAAGGGAAAGGGAAAAGGGAAAGGAAAGGGAAAGGGAGACAGGUCCUAUUAUGAACCAGGUGGUGGACCCAUUGAUGGCGGAAACAUGGGAGCGGAUGAAAUCCACCCACCCAGUGCAACUCCUGGCGGCGAUGGCGAUGGCGGUGGCGGCGACACGCCCACGAUCAUGGAGCCAGAACCAGAAACCAUCAACUUGACACCCUUUGGACUGCUCUACGAACUAGCCGAGGGAGUAGGAACACCCUCUAGCGAAGAAUACGCAAUGGCCAUUGAUGUCACUAUGGGAUACCUAAACACAUACAUGAGUCUACAAUACGAAGGAAGGGGGUUAGAAGAAUUCGUUUCCUCCGCCACAUCCACCAUUUAUCGAGACGGUGUGCCACAAAUUGACUAUUCGGCCACGGCUACCUUUCGAACCGACAGUCCACCCUCAUUGGAAACGCUAGAUCAAAACGUCAUGCAAGCAUUCACCGGAGCCAAUCUGGCACUCUACUUGAGCAUGCUACAGAAUUUGCCGUCCGAAAAUCGAUUCUCCACCGUGUCAGGAGCCAGACUCACCAAUCCAACCAAUUUGGGGAGAAGUGCCAGAUCGAGUUUGAUUGGAAACGUUUCUACGCCCGGUAUUGCGGGAGCCAUUGGUGCUGGAGCCUUUCUCGUUGUCGCCAUUGGAUUUAUGAUUUAUGGCAAACAAACCACGGGAAAAGUGCUUCCACGAGGUUCUUCUUGCCUCUCACCGGAACUGCAUCCAGAGGAGGAGGAGAAUGAACAAACUGCGUUGCGACCACCGGCCAUGCCAAGCAAACCAAUCCCCCGAAAACCAUGGAGCAAAGCUCAAAAACUACAGGCUCAAUUGUUGCGUUGCGAUGUACCAGAGGACGAAGAGGAUGAAAACGCGAGCAACGAAACAACCACUGUCUGUUCGGAUGAUUCCACUGUCAAAUCGGGACUUUCACGACUCUUUUCGACAUGCGCUGCAAGAGCUAGUAGAAUACCCCAAACAAUAAGCCAGCAACCACAACAACCUGGAACACCAGAAGCCCAAAACAAUGACCCGCCCAACGAGCCACAGACGACGCCACCACAACAACAGCCACUAGUACAACAGCAACGAGACCCGCCAGACUCUCCAGCCCCCGACUUUGAAAAUUCGUCGUCGGCACCCGGGUUGGGGUCAACGACACUUUUUUAG